AUGGCUCCCGCAGCCGGGCGCGCAGGCCUCAGCGCCCGCGCGUCCCCGCCGUCCCGCGCGCGCCCCCGAGCGGCACCCCCCGCGCGCGCCCCCGCCCGCCAGCCACCGGCCCGCCCAGGGGGCGCUGCACCCGCGCCCGCCACCCAGCCUGCUGCACCUGGCUGUCGCCGGGCUGCAAAUUACAGACCCAGCUCGCCCCCGCGCACGCGCGCAUCUCGGGGCCUGCACCUGCCCGCUCCAUCCCGCAGGCCUAACGGGACCGCGCCUCAGGCCUCCGCUCCCGACACCGAGAGCCCAUGGGCACCUGCGGAGGCGCCUAAGUCGCCUCUGAAUCCAGAGCCCUUCUUCCGACCUUCCUGGUCUGCGGAGUCCAGGGUCAGCCCUGAUUUCACAGCCGCAACCCGAGCGGCCAAGCUGGGUUAA
Molecule: messenger RNA, 423 nt
Organism: Lontra canadensis (Northern American river otter)
Lineage: Eukaryota; Metazoa; Chordata; Mammalia; Carnivora; Mustelidae
Product: vegetative cell wall protein gp1-like
Exons: 1
Coding region: 1-423 (140 amino acids)
Source: RefSeq, a predicted model, not a curated record